This is a messenger RNA of Paramecium sonneborni, 1515 nucleotides long. The record is from the annotation of a GenBank genome assembly. NCBI's taxonomy places the organism in Eukaryota, Ciliophora, Oligohymenophorea, Peniculida, Parameciidae.
CUUUUUAUGGCUAACAUACCCUAGUAAUAAUAUUCAACACCAUCAAAUUUACCUUCAUAUAAUCGAGAUCAAUCAACUUACUAAUAACCUACAUUAGGAUAAUAAUAAGUUCCUUAGGGUAAUUAUUAAGGUUAACCAUCUGGAGAGAAAGGAUUACAAUACUUGCCUUAGUAAGCAGUUGGUCAACCUUAAAAUGUAUAAACAUAAUAAUUAUAUGGACUACCAUAAUAAGGGUUAAUCGGAUAACCACAAACAGGAUUGAUAGGACAACCAUAAUUAGGAAUGGUUGGAUAGCCUCAAAUAGGAUUGGUUGGAUAAUAAUAAGCAAUUCAGCAACCUUUAUUUGGAUAAUCAUAAAUUUAACAACUUUAAUAAUAAACAGUUGAAACUUAAUAGGGUCAAGUAGUAAAGGGAUAAUCAAGAAUUGAAUAUAUUCCAUAUGAGAGAACAGUAACUGAGUAUGAAGAAGUGAGAAGAUAAGUUCAAGUUCCAAUCACUAAACAAGUCACUGAUUAUUAUGCAGUCCAAUAUGACAUAGAAUACAUUCCAUAAGUUGUUUAAGAAAAACAGAUUGAAUAUGUACCAGUUGAAAGGUUUGCUGAAAGAACUGAAUAUUACACUGUUGAAAGAUAAAACAUAAUAUAAUAAGUAUUAAUUAUUUAUAUUUACCUUAGCCUAUUGGAUAUUAAUCAUCAUAAGUCUAAACAUCUACUGCCUAUACACCAGUAUAAACUUAGUAAUUAACUUAACAAUAUACACAAUAUGUUCAACCUUAAUAAACUGUUGCAUAUUAAUAACCACUCUAAAUUUAAUAGUAAUAUUAAACAAGAGAAGUUAUUCAAUAACCAGUUGUUCAAUAAUCAUAUGUCUAAUAAAGAGAAAUCAUUACCUAACCAUAAGUCUAAUAAUAAGUAGCAUUACAACCCACAAUUCCUACCACACAAUAUUUACCAUCAUAAUAAUAUCAAACUAUUCAAACAGCUCAGCCAUAAUUAUAAAUUGCUUAAGUACUAUAAUAAUUUUAUUUAGACUGUUCCCUUGAAUUAUGCACAAUCAAUUUAAACUGUUUAAACUCCUUAAUAAUAAGCUACUGUAAAUCCUCCUUAAUAAACAGUUAAUUCUAUUUCUCAAGGUUAUUCUAUUCCUAUGACUUCUGCUCAAGCUCCCUAAUAUUCUUUAUAUGGAUAAUAAUCUCUUGGUCCUCAGCAAACUAAACCCUAAUAGACUUUAACCUAAACAACAUAAUAUAAUCCUUAAUUGUAAUAGACUGUAGCACCAUCUUAAGUAUUUAUUGUUUAUUAAAAUUUAGUUUGCUUAAUCUGCCCCCUAAUAAUAAUAAUAAUAAUAAUAAUAAUAAUAAUCAAUUCCUUAGGAUAUGGGAAGAACUAGGCCAUAUCAAUAAGGUCAGUUGCCUCAAUAACCAUCAUAACCUCAAUAAACAGGUACUGCAUAAAAAUCAAAUAAAGAGAAAUCGUUCUUGGAGAAAUUAUUCGAUUGAUUAUUUUUGCAUAAAAU